Molecule: messenger RNA, 2448 nt
Organism: Saccharomyces mikatae IFO 1815
Lineage: Eukaryota; Fungi; Ascomycota; Saccharomycetes; Saccharomycetales; Saccharomycetaceae
Gene: CDC53
Product: cullin CDC53
Exons: 1
Coding region: 1-2448 (815 amino acids)
Biological process (GO): protein ubiquitination; SCF-dependent proteasomal ubiquitin-dependent protein catabolic process
Cellular component (GO): SCF ubiquitin ligase complex
Molecular function (GO): ubiquitin protein ligase binding
Source: RefSeq, a predicted model, not a curated record
AUGUCUGAAACUUUACCUAGAUCAGAUGAUUUAGAGGCCACUUGGAACUUUAUAGAACCAGGAAUUAACCAAAUCUUAGGUAAUGAGAAAAACCAAGCAUCGACAUCUAAGGGAGUAUAUAAAAUUCUCUCCCCAACCAUGUAUAUGGAAGUCUAUACAGCAAUUUAUAACUACUGUGUGAACAAGUCACGCUCGUCUGGACAUUUUAGUACUGAUAGUAGAACUGGCCAAUCAACAAUAUUGGUUGGCAGUGAGAUUUAUGAAAAAUUAAAGAACUACUUGAAAAAUUACAUUAUGAAUUUUAAGAGAUCUGAUUCAGAGACUUUUUUACAGUUUUACGUUAAACGUUGGAAAAGAUUUACGAUUGGUGCUAUUUUUUUGAACCAUGCGUUCGAUUAUAUGAAUAGAUAUUGGGUUCAGAAGGAAAGAAGUGAUGGCAAAAGGCAUAUUUUCGAUGUCAAUACCUUAUGCUUGAUGACAUGGAAAGAAGUAAUGUUCGAUCCAAAUAAUGAUGUUUUGAUUAAUGAAUUAUUAGAACAAAUUACCUUGGAAAGGGAGGGACAAAUUAUUCAAAGAAGCAACAUUAGUGCUGCCAUAAAGUCUUUAGUAGCCCUAGGUAUCGACCCACAGGAUUUGAAAAAGUUAAACCUUAACGUUUAUAUACAAGUUUUUGAAAAGCCAUUUCUAAAGAAGACACAAGAGUACUACACGCAAUAUACAAACGACUAUUUGGAGAAACAUUCAGUAACCGAGUAUAUUUUUGAGGCACAUGAAAUUAUCAAACGUGAAGAGAAGGCAAUGACUAUAUAUUGGGAUGACCAUACUAAAAAACCACUUUCUAUGGCAUUAAACAAAGUUUUAAUCACAGAUCACAUCGAAAAGCUAGAAGACGAGUUUACCGUCCUUCUUGAUGCAAGGGAUGUCGAAAAAAUCACUUCAUUAUAUGCGCUAAUACGCAGAGACUUUACAUUAAUUCCGAGAAUGGCCUCAGUUUUUGAAAAUUACGUUAAAAAAACAGGUGAAGAUGAAAUUUCGGCUCUAUUGGCAAUGCAUAAGCACAACAUUAUGAAAAACGAAAAUGCAAAUCCUAAAAAACUAGCCCUCAUGACCGCACACUCCCUUUCACCCAAGGACUAUAUCAAGAAAUUACUGGAAGUGCAUGACAUAUUCUCCAAUAUCUUUAAUGAGAGCUUCCCCGAUGAUAUUCCUUUAGCUAAGGCUUUAGACAAUGCUUGCGGUGCUUUUAUCAACAUAAAUGAGUUCGCAUUGCCUGCAGGAUCUCCAAAGAGUGCUACUUCAAAAACUUCAGAAAUGCUUGCUAAAUACAGUGACAUAUUAUUAAAAAAGGCCACCAAACCUGAAGUGACGAGCGAUAUGUCAGAUGAGGACAUUAUAACAAUUUUCAAGUACUUGACUGAUAAGGAUGCGUUCGAAACUCAUUAUAGAAGACUUUUUGCUAAGAGACUAAUUCACGGUACCUCCACAUCAGCUGAGGACGAAGAGAACAUCAUUCAAAGGCUACAAGCUGCAAAUAGUAUGGAAUACACUGGUAAGAUAACCAAAAUGUUUCAGGAUAUCAGACUUUCUAAGAUUCUGGAGGAAGAUUUUGCUGUUACUUUGAAGAAUGAACCAGACUAUUCCAAAUCGAGAUAUCCAGAUUUACAACCGUUCGUGUUGGCAGAAAAUAUGUGGCCGUUUUCGUACCAAGAAGUUGAAUUUAAGCUUCCCAAGGAAUUAGUACCAUCUCAUGAAAAAUUGAAGGAAUCAUACAGCCAAAAACAUAACGGCAGAAUAUUGAAGUGGUUAUGGCCAUUAUGUCGUGGUGAACUAAAAGCAGAUAUUGGGAAACCUGGUAGGGUGCCAUUUAAUUUUACUGUGACUUUAUUUCAAAUGGCAAUUUUACUAUUAUAUAAUGAUGCCGAUAUAUUGUCACUAGAAAAUAUUCAGGAGGGCACAAACUUAAGCAUCCAGCAUAUUGCAGCGGCAAUGAUACCAUUCAUCAAGUUUAAAUUGAUUCAGCAGGUCCCCCCAGGACUAGACGCUCUAGUGAAGUCAGAAACUCAUUUCAAGAUAUCACGUCCAUAUAAAGCGCUUAAAACGAAUAUAAAUUUUGCGAGUGGUGUUAAAAAUGAUAUUUUGCAAUCUCUAUCAGGUGGAGGGCAUGAUAAUCACAGUAGUAAGUUAGGGAAUAAACGCUUGACGGAGGACGAAAGAAUAGAGAAGGAAUUAAACACAGAAAGACAAAUAUUUUUGGAGGCGUGCAUUGUGAGAAUUAUGAAAGCCAAGAGAAAUUUGCCACAUACAACAUUAGUGAACGAAUGUAUUGCGCAAUCGCACCAAAGAUUCAACGCAAAGGUUUCUAUGGUCAAGAGAGCUAUCGACAGCUUAAUCCAAAAAGGAUAUCUACAGAGAGGAGACGAUGGAGAAUCCUAUGCUUACCUUGCUUAA